AUGGAUUUUAAGAACAUCAUCAACUAAUACAUAUCAACACAACAUUACAUACAACUUUUAAUCAACCAACCUUACGACUGCAACCUUAUUACACUUUUACACUCAUAUCAUCUAAUCUAAUACCCAUAAUAAACAAACGACAAUGUUCAACUUCAUCUCAACACUCGUCACUCUUCUACCUCUGGCAAUUGCGGCGCCAGUAGGCCUUUCAACCCGAGACAGCAAUCCCGGUUGCCAAGCAGCUUCUUUCGGCAACUUCGCAUGGCAGGUUGAGAACUUCGAUUACCACGCAAGCUACAUCUUCACGACACCUGCGCACCAAAACUCGUGGGGAUAUGUCAACUUCAACUUAACCAACCCCGCUCUCGAGUACAAGGCCGUUUGCAGUGCCACAAGCAACCAGUUAAGCGACUUCUUCUACGGCACAAUGGCUUACAACUGCACCGUUCCGGACGGCUCCACCACAAAGACCACAUUCGACUUCAGCCGGCCGAGCGGAGCCUUGAAUGUCAACCAAACGUGGACCUGCAGCGACGAAGACCCACAAUACCCCACUACGAUUCAUGCCUAUGGCGCUGCCAACCUUACUCUGGCUUGCACCGACGAGACUCACAUCAACCCCAACUGGACUCUGGGCCAGAUCUACUCGGACCGGGAGGUCAAGUGCACGCCGGUGACCAUCCCGUUGAAGCCUUACCAGAUGACUGCCGUGGCUUAAAGUGUUUUUCGAUUUUUUGAUAGGUUUGGCUAUGAUGGUGUUGUAAUGAAGGGGAUUGGGUUGGGUAACUGGGAUACGAUCAUGACAUUAUGAUAUAAUGCUAUCAUAGACUUACACAUAUAAUGGCGACAUGCCACGGAGACGAACAUAAGAACAUAAUUAUUGUAAUAAGAAUAUAAUCACAUAUUUUUCA
Annulohypoxylon maeteangense is the source of this 911-nucleotide messenger RNA. RefSeq lists its product as uncharacterized. The record is from RefSeq and is a predicted model, not a curated record. Bases 143 to 718 code for a protein of 191 amino acids. The transcript is spliced from 2 exons. NCBI's taxonomy places the organism in Eukaryota, Fungi, Ascomycota, Sordariomycetes, Xylariales, Hypoxylaceae.